CUCUUGUUCGCACAAGGCAUGGCGGCGAGUUUCGCACCAGACUGCCUUCUAGUGAUCAUCUGCCGUCGGUUAGCCGUGCCUCGAACUUUUCUGAGGCAUCCGAAGCGCCCAGCAUCGGCCCGUCAGCAACACUAUCACUUGCUGUAAGUGGAGUCUCCGUGGGUCUGGCUGGUGAGCUGAGGUCGACGACAGGCCACCGGCGUACAGCAGAGCGCGCUGAUCUGAUGCCGGAGGGUCAACGAGACGGUCGUCAGUCGAAUGAGGCUAAUGAGGUCGCCAAGAGGGACAGAUCUGAGAGAAGAGGAGCAGGAGGAGGCGGAGAAAAAAGGGUUGCAGAGAAGAGAGACAGUGGAACAGAGGCACAGAUUCGAGGGACGGGAGAAAAAGGAGGUAAACCAGAUGGUAAAUUCUCAGGAAGAAGCGGACUAAAAUACCUUUUCGAAGACGAAAUGGAAUGGACAUUUUUGCUGAGGUUGAGAAUUCCUAGAUGCACCAAAUACCAAAUUGUAUCCUCAGUUCUAGCAAAAUUUUAG
Messenger RNA from Protopolystoma xenopodis, 533 nucleotides. The record is from the annotation of a GenBank genome assembly. NCBI's taxonomy places the organism in Eukaryota, Metazoa, Platyhelminthes, Monogenea, Polystomatidea, Polystomatidae.